Messenger RNA from Dama dama (fallow deer), 1359 nucleotides. It is a transcript of the gene MED27, whose product is annotated as mediator complex subunit 27. Bases 22 to 957 code for a protein of 311 amino acids. Gene Ontology annotation, cellular component: mediator complex. Gene Ontology annotation, molecular function: transcription coactivator activity. The transcript has 8 exons. The record is from RefSeq and is a predicted model, not a curated record. Lineage: Eukaryota; Metazoa; Chordata; Mammalia; Artiodactyla; Cervidae. Gene Ontology annotation, biological process: regulation of transcription by RNA polymerase II.
GCCGGCUGUGGCGGCGGCAAUAUGGCGGACGUGCUAAGUGUUGGUGUCAACCUGGAGGCCUUUGCCCAGGCCAUUAGUGCCAUUCAGGCCCUCCGCUCUAGCGUGAGCAGGGUGUUCGACUGCCUGAAGGAUGGCAUGCGGAACAAAGAGACGCUGGAGGGCCGGGAGAAGGCCUUCAUUGCGCACUUCCAGGACAACUUGCAUUCGGUCAACCGGGACCUCAAUGAGCUGGAACGUCUGAGCAACCUGGUGGGCAAGCCUUCUGAGAACCAUCCUCUCCAUAACAGCGGGCUGUUAAGUCUGGAUCCCGUGCAGGACAAAACCCCUCUGUACAGUCAGCUCCUCCAGGCGUACAAAUGGUCAAACAAGUUGCAGUACCAUGCAGGUCUGGCAUCUGGCCUUUUGAAUCAACAGUCGUUGAAACGUUCCGCUAACCAAAUGGGAGUGUCUGCUAAACGUAGACCAAAGGCUCAACCCACGACUCUCGUCUUACCGCCUCAAUACGUUGACGAUGUGAUCAGCCGCAUCGACCGGAUGUUCCCUGAAAUGACCAUCCACUUGUCCAGGCCCAAUGGAACAUCCGCCAUGCUUCUGGUGACCUUGGGAAAGGUGUUGAAAGUGAUUGUCGUCAUGCGGAGCCUGUUCAUUGAUCGAACGAUAGUGAAGGGGUAUAAUGAAAACGUCUACACAGAAGAUGGCAAGCUUGAUAUAUGGUCCAAAUCCAACUAUCAAGUGUUUCAGAAGGUGACUGACCAUGCCACCACCGCCCUGCUCCACUACCAGCUGCCCCAGAUGCCUGACGUUGUGGUCCGCUCCUUCAUGACCUGGCUAAGAAGUUACAUAAAGCUGUUCCAGGCCCCGUGCCAGCGCUGCGGGAAGUUUCUGCAGGACGGCCUGCCCCCCACCUGGAGGGAUUUCCGCACCCUCGAGGCCUUCCACGACACCUGCCGGCAGUGAUCCCACCCCAGCCCCGCGCCGGCCCCCAGACCCCCACCCAGCACCUUCCCAGGCAAGCCCUCCGUCACAGCGGUGGCUCAGAUGUGUCUUCAUGGCCAGAAUGGCAGUUCCGCCACCUGCUCGCUUCCGUCGCGCGCUCAGGCUUGGCGAACAGCAGAGUCCCCUCUGUUGACGGGACUGUCACACCGUGGAGAGGGCGUGUGGAGGUGCAGAGAGCACCUCAGGACCCAGGACGAGGAAGUUAGGCAGCGUGUUUCCCUGUGUGUGUUCACCAUGCCGGUCCAUCAGCCCUCCUGGAUCUGUGUUCUAAGUCAUUUUAUAGUUGGAGUGAGCCCUUGUCAUGCCGAGUUUUUUGUUCUGUUCCAUAACUUAUUUUUAUAAGCAAUAAACCUUUUCUACCCG